AGGGGAAAGCUGUGCUGUUCGAAAAUUUCGACACUCCCUGUGACUCAGAUGUCAGAAACAUACCCUCGGUUUGCAAUUCUACACAAUGGAAAGUGUUCUUUUCUGGCUGAGCUGAAUGUUUGCAAUGUGCUGCGGAUAGCGUAACCUGCUGGGAGUUAAUACCAACAGAUGAAGGUGCACCAUGAAUUGGGCAAUCUUUCAAGGUCUUCUCAGUGGCGUGAGCAAUUAUUCUACUGCCUUUGGCCGCAUAUGGCUUUCUAUUGUAUUCAUUUUCAGGCUUAUGGUCUAUGUGGUUGCAGCAGAAAGGGUUUGGGGUGAUGAACAGGGAGAGUUCGACUGCAACACUAAACAACCAGGAUGUACCAAUGUCUGCUAUGAUUAUUAUUUCCCUGUCUCGCAUAUACGACUUUGGGCUCUCCAGCUUAUCCUGGUCACCUGUCCAUCCCUUCUUGUCAUAAUGCAUGUUGCUUACCGAGAGGACCGGGAGAGAAAACACAUAGAGAAACUGGGAGAAAAUAGUGGCCGACUUUAUUUAGACACAGGAAAAAAGAGAGGAGGCCUGUGGUGGACAUAUCUAUUAAGCCUUCUAGCUAAAGCAGCAGUGGAUUCAGUUUUCCUCUAUGUCUUUCAUCGGAUCUACCAAAACUAUUCUCUCCCCAAUCUGGUUAAAUGCUCCAUACAGCCAUGUCCAAACAUUGUGGACUGUUUUAUAUCAAGACCCACAGAAAAAAACAUAUUUACUCUAUUCAUGGUUGCCACUACAAUACUCUGCAUUUUCUUAAAUCUUUGUGAGAUGGUGUAUCUGAUUGGCAAAAGGUGUCGAGAGUGCCUGGGACACAGUAACAAGAAAUCCAGAACUCACAACAAUGUCUUUGCAUACAUUGAGACGCAAGAGAUUUUCCAUGCCAACAACAAGAUGAAUGAAAAAAUGUCUCAAUUACAUCCAUGCAUUCGUUUGACAACACCAGCAGAGACUGAAUUAAAAUAAUGGAAGGAUGUGUUCCAGCAUUGCUUUCGCUGGUUUGAAGUUAAAUAAUCAGAGAAGCAAAGGAUUUUUCUUUGUUUUUAUUGUAAGAGCUGUUUAAAGAACAAAUGGAAUAUGGCUUUACUUCAAAAUGAGAGCGUAUAGAAUAUACAAAUAAUAAUAGGGCAAAACCUGGGAUAGCACAGAAUAUAAUUGUACAGUAUGUGUUCCCAAUGUAACAAGAUUAGAAAUUUUUCAAAAGAAAGACAAUCUGAGUGGAAAUAAGCCUCCUUCUGUAAGAUACAUGAGAAGAAUCCAUGCAGAAAUGUGUACAUUAUCUAUGUAGCUGGAUAGGCACUUUAUCUGAGAUAUUUAAAGGGAUACUGUCUUGGGAAAAAAAAGAUUUCAAAAUGAAUCAGUUAAUAGUGCUACUCCAGCAGA
Molecule: messenger RNA, 1405 nt
Organism: Xenopus laevis (African clawed frog)
Lineage: Eukaryota; Metazoa; Chordata; Amphibia; Anura; Pipidae
Gene: gjb5.S
Product: gap junction protein beta 5 S homeolog
Exons: 2
Coding region: 182-988 (268 amino acids)
Biological process (GO): cell-cell signaling; transmembrane transport; cell communication
Cellular component (GO): gap junction; connexin complex; plasma membrane
Molecular function (GO): gap junction channel activity
Source: RefSeq, a predicted model, not a curated record